GCGCCUGUGCGUGGCCGCGGCGGAGGAAGCGGAAGGGCUGGGAAGAUGGCGGCGGCGGGGAGAGCCUGGGGCAGCCGGGGGAUGAAGGCUGCUGCGGGGAGCUGCCGAGCCCAGCUCCCAGCAUGGUGGGGGCUGCUUCUCGCCGUGCUGGCAGCGGGCUCCUGCCAGGGGAAUUCUGUCGAGAGGAAGAUCUACAUCCCCCUGAACAAAACGGCACCGUGUGUUCGCCUCCUGAAUGCCACCCACCAGAUCGGCUGCCAGUCCUCCAUCAGCGGAGAUACGGGGGUGAUCCACAUGGUUGAGAAGGAGGAGGACCUGAAUUGGGUGCUUGUUGAUGGCCCACAUCCACCCUACAUGAUAUUGCUUGAUGGGAACCUCUUCAACAGGAGGGUAAUGCUGCAGCUGAAGGGAACCUCACGAGUGUCAGGCCUUGCUGUAGCCAUUUCCAAACCUAGCCCUCCCCAGGGAUUCUCUCCUGGUUUGAAGUGCCCCAAUGAUGGGUUUGGUGUCUAUUCCAAAGAUUAUGGCCCUCAGUUUGCACACUGCAAUAAGACUGUGUGGAAUCCUCUGGGGAGUGGGCUUUCGUAUGAGGAUUUUGACUUCCCUAUUUUUCUCCUUGAAGAUGCCAAUGAGACACAAGUUAUUAAGCAGUGUUAUCAAGACCAUAAUGUUCCUCGUGACGGAUCUGGCCCCGAGUACCCUCUCUGUGCCAUGCAGCUUUUUUCCCACAUGCAUGCUGUCACCAGCACGGUUACCUGCAUGAGACGCAGCUCCCUCCAAAGCACCUUCAGCAUUAAUCCAGAGGUUGUAUGUGAUCCUCUUCUUGAUUACAAUGUGUGGAGCACCUUGCAACCUAUCAAUUCCUCUGGAAAAGUCGAUCCCGAGAAGGAAGUUAUUAUUGUCGCUACACGAAUUGACAGCCAUUCCUUCUUCUGGAACAUUGCACCUGGAGCAGAGAGUGCUGUCUCUUCUUUUGUGACCCACUUGGCUGCUGCUGAAGCCCUUCAUAAAGCAUCAGAUGUUCAUUUGCUGCAAAGGAAUAUAAUGUUCACCUUCUUCCAAGGGGAGACCUUUGAUUAUAUUGGCAGCUCACGAAUGGUGUAUGAUAUGGAAAAAGAUAAGUUUCCUCUCCGCUUGGACAACAUUCAUUCAUUUGUGGAGUUGAAUCAGGUGGCUCUAAGUAAUGACUCAAUUCUAUGGAUGCAUACAGACCCUGUCUCUCGGAUGAAUGAAUCUGUUGAAGUGCAGGUUAGAAACUUGCUAGAUAUUCUGAGUAAUAGCAGCGUGGGAGCAAACAUGACUUUGCAAGAAGCUGGAUAUUCGCAGCCUCUUCCCCCAUCUUCCUUCCAGCGCUUCCUCCGGGCCCGGCACAUCCCUGGAGUGGUCCUAACUGACCACAAGACUGCCUUCCAGAACAGAUACUACCAGAGCUUGUAUGACACUCCAGAGAACAUCCGGAUGCAAUAUCCCGAGGGGCUUAGCCCUGAGGAGACCUUGGAGUAUGUCACAGACACAGCCAAGUCCCUGGCAGAAGUUGCCACAGUGGUCGCCCGUGCUCUCUACCGGCUUGCGGGGGGAGCCAACAACACCUCUGCUAUUCAGGCAGAUCCAAAAACGGUGUCUCGAAUGCUGUAUGGAUUUCUGAUUAAAAUGAACAAUUCCUGGUUUCAGUCCAUCAUUAAACCAGACAUAAAAGGAAUUCUGGGUGAUGUUCCCCAACAUUACGUCGCUGUUUCCAGCCCUGUGAACACUACCUACCUUGUACAGUACGUCCUGGCCAACCUCACAGGCACUGUUGUUAACCUCACCAAGGAAGAGUGCCUGAACCCUGAAAAAACACCCAGCAGUGAGAAAGAACUGUAUGAAUAUGCCUGGGUGCAGGGUUCUCUGGAGCCAAACUCAACAUCACGAGUCCCUUACUGUGUUCGGUCAACUGUUCACCUAAGCAAAGCACUCUCUCCUGCCUUUGAGCUGAGGCAAUGGGGAUCUACAGAGUACUCCACAUGGACAGAGAGUCGGUGGAAAGAGAUCCAUGCCCGAAUAUUUCUGGUAGCCAGCAAGGAACUAGAGAUAAUCACUUUGGUUGUGGGCAUUGCCAUUCUGAUCUUCUCUCUCAUCGCCACGUAUUUUAUCAACGCCAAAGCAGAUGUACUUUUUAGCAUCCCACGGGACCCUGGGGCUGUGGCUUACUGAAGAUGCUCUCGGGGCUUGAGAAGUCUUAGCCCUUGGAUUACAAUUGUCAAAGAUAAAACUACACUGGAAUGCCCCUCUCUCUGGAUAGGGAUGCAAAUGUUUCUCUCCAGAGCUUCCCUGCUCGGGUUCUGGGAACUGAGCCCUAAAACUUAAGAGACUUUCCCAGAAAACCGUGCCGACCAAGCCCUAAAGAAACUGUGACUGAGAAGUUCCCAAAACCUUUCUUUUUAAUUUGUCCUUACUUCUGAGCAACUUGAGAGGAUUGGUCCUGAAUGCCACUGAGACGACAAUGUGAUGGAUGUGUUCCCUAAAUGAAGGCAAGGGUGGAAAGCGUAAAGGUAUUUUCUCUGGGAUGUAUGUGGACCAGCAGAUUUCCAUGGUGUCUGACAGCACAGGUUGCCUGUUAAUGUCCAACAGUUGCUGUGAGUCUGUGUAUACUACAAUGCAGGGAGGGCAAGAUGUGUUUAACAGAUGAUUAGGUGUAAAAUGUCCUUUUUUUUAAUGGUGCAAUAUUUUCUGGGUUUCAUAUAUAUAUAAACAGUUCCGUUUAAUUAAAAAAAAAAAAAUCUCCACUUACAAAUUAACCCAUUGCCUGUUUUGUCUUAGUUGCUGCCAAAAGGACCAAAAACGCUGAGUGUUGCAAUGUGUUUUGGUCUUGGGAGAAAGAGAGUUUGUCUGAUUUGGUUUUUGACUCGCAUUGAAACUUUUAAUUCUUUCUACAGCUGGACAAAAGAAAGACAUUGUGCUCUUAGACAGGACAGGGAAUUAACUUGCUGUUGUUUAGACUGUAAGCUCUCCAAGGCAGGGAUGGCCGAUCACUCCAAACAGCGCUUUGUACCAUGGUACCUUGAUCUCGGUCGAUCCCUAGGCACUGGUAUAAUAAACAUGUUUUUUUAAUGAGCAUGCUCACACACUUUGUUUCCUUCGAUGCUAUUGCUUAGUGUCCAGCAAGACUGGACUCUCAGUGCUAGCGGUUGUGACUGACCAGGCACUUCGAUAUUCCUGGUUGUUCCUUUUGUAUGAAAAUUCACUUGUUCUUCAGCAAUCGUGAUUUAAAGGUGCAAUAGUGCUGUUGUCCAAAGCGAGGAGCUCAAAAAUAGGUAGAGAGGAUUAAUUCCAGAAAUCAGAGCUGACUAGCACUAAAGCAGACAUCACUUUCCCUUCCCUAGAGGACAGUGAGGGCUUAUUGUUUUUAAGUCUUUUCUCAAUGAGGCACACACUCUGGAGUUUUAAAGUAAUUCAGACCUUGUACUUUCAGUGCUACCCUGAGGGAGACUUUUUCCACUUGCUAGUGCAUCCUGCUAUCAGGAAACUGCUCCUGAUACUUGGUGGAAUGUUUCUGUGCCUGAUUUCUUUUAAUUUCUCCUAGCAAUGCUGAAGAAACUCAUAUCUCAAUUUACAUGGAGAUAUCUUGUCUUUACAAUAAGGAUUUUCAUAGCCUCUAACUCCUAAUCUUUGGACUCAUUCCAACUUUGUCAGAACCCCAGAAAAUCAGUUCCCCAGAAUUAUGCAAGUAAGCUAUUUCUGUGCAUGGAAGUACUUGGGGUGAGACGGAGGACCUCAAGACAGCAUGUGGUCUGGCAGAGAAUUUUGUAGAAUGUGUUUUUCCUUCCCUAAGGUAAGUUCAUUCUGGUUUUGUACAUAUCAAAAUGCAAAUGCUUAAUUCAAGGUGGAGCAGUGCUGUGUGGAGAGAUGUUGGGAUCAGUGAUGGCUAAUCAGCAAAUUGGGUCAAUAUACACAGGGUUCUUGAUAAUUUUCAAAUUAAAAGUGCGUCUGUCCUUCCCAUA
Harpia harpyja (harpy eagle) is the source of this 3980-nucleotide messenger RNA. It is a transcript of the gene NCSTN, whose product is annotated as nicastrin. Gene Ontology annotation, cellular component: membrane. NCBI's taxonomy places the organism in Eukaryota, Metazoa, Chordata, Aves, Accipitriformes, Accipitridae. The record is from RefSeq and is a predicted model, not a curated record. The transcript is spliced from 17 exons. The coding region runs from base 46 to 2193 and encodes 715 amino acids. Gene Ontology annotation, biological process: protein processing; Notch receptor processing.